GUGUAGGAGUAGGUGCAGGGAGGAGGUUACAGAGUAAGAAUUGACUGGCCACCAGUGAGGGUAAGCGAGCACAGCAAGUGAGUUGGCACAUGAGGCAGUAGCGGAGAUGUCCAGGGAACGGGAGAUCGGCACGGAGGCACCCUGGCUGCUUCUGGGACAUUUAAAUCCCGGGAGAGAUCCGUGUGAGUAUUGUUUGGUUUGCAGGUUGACUCUGGUGGAGAGUAUUCCGAUCGGACUUUCGUUCUCCAAAGGUGCCCCUCACCAUGUCUCCAUCUACAACGGCUGGAUGGAUCUCCUCGAUCAGGCCAACCACACUGUGGAAAUCGCAGCCUUUUACUUCACAUUGCGGGGCGGUGACCUGAGCCAAGGGGAUCCUUCAGCCUCUCAGGGUGAGCAGGUCUUUAAGCAGCUGGCGGGUUUGAAAUCACGAGGGAUUACCCUGAAGAUCGCUGUCAACAGCCCCCAGCAGUCUGAAAAAGACACAGGCGAUCUGGCGAAAAGCGGUGCUGAGGUGAGGCAUGUGUUCCUGAAAAACCUGACGGGUGGCAUUGUCCACACCAAGGUCUGGGUGGUCGAUGGACGCCAUGUCUACAUCGGCAGCGCCAACAUGGACUGGCGCUCACUGACCCAGGUCAAGGAGCUGGGGGUGGUGCUGUCCAACUGUAGCUGCCUGGCACGUGACAUGGACAGGAUCUUCGGCACCUACUGGUACUUGGGUGGGGAGGGGGCAGCUCUCCCCCGACGGUGGCCUGGUAGGUACACUGCCCUGUCCAGCAAGGAGCAGCCGCUCAGGCUGAAACUGAACGGGAUUGAAGCGGACGUGUACGUCUCGAGCGCUCCGCCCUCCCUCUGCGCCUCUGGUCGCACUUCAGACCUCAGCGCCAUCCUGAGCGUGAUCGAUGAUGCGGAAGCUUAUGUCUUCAUCUCAGUCAUGGAGUUGGUCCCCCUCUGCCAGUACUGCAAACCUCCGAGAUUCUGGUCCGCCAUCGACGAUCGUCUGCGUGAAGCGGCUUGCCAGCGGAAAGUGUCAGUCCGCCUGCUAAUCAGCUGCUGGGAGCAUUCUUAUCGGCCGAUGUAUGUCUACCUGAAGUCCCUGAGUGUCCUCGCUGAGCAGCCGCUGCACUGCAAUAUCGAGGUGAAGAUCUUCAAAGUUCCAGCCACAGAGCAACAGAAAAAAAUACCGUUCAGCAGGGUCAACCACAACAAAUACAUGGUCACCGAUCGCAUUGCCUACAUUGGGACAUCUAACUGGGCGGAGGAUUACUUUGUGAGAACGGCUGGAGUGGGGCUCGUCAUAAACCAGACAGGCGUGGCACAUGACAACCCUGGCACGGUGCAGAGCCAGCUGAAAGCAGUGUUCGAGCGAGACUGGACUUCGACUCAUGCACUGAGGCUGGACAGUGAAGAAAUGAAGCAGCAAUGCCUGUGGCACAGGGAGGGUGCAUAAGGAGCUGGGAGCAUUAGAAACAGUCCUGUGUUUGGGGGGGGGUGGGGUGGGGGGGGGGGGUGUUCUGGGGUGAGAUCGAGGGAGCCACGUUUAGAAACCCAAGGCUCUCUCCGUCUCUCCCUCCCUCAACGCCCUUUGUUCCCCUCCCACACCUCACCACUUGGCGAAAUAGCUUCUUUAAGAUGUGUAGGACUUGCUUUAGGAAACCUCUCUUUCUCACCAAGCUCCACCUCUCCUCUCCCCCAUAGGAAAGCGAAUUUGAUUCAUCAGAAAUUACUGACGACAAAAGCUGUUCCUCACGGCUUGGGUUUGCUCGGGCCUUCUUUUUACUCGUUUUGACCAAGUAACAUUGUGUGGAUUCUGGGUCUUUGAAGGCACAGUUAACUCCCACUUGGUCCCUCCGUCCCUGGGUGCACGGAGGUGUGAACCUGUUUGAAAAGGCUAAAGCGUUCCUACUGAUUUUUUACCCCAACACAGUUCUGUUAUAAGGGCACUGUGUUCCUGGAGAACUCUCCAGUGUCUUCCCCACCUUUGGGCAGCCCAUUGCCAAUCUGUUUGUUUAAGGAGGGCGAGGGUCACUUUCAGAAUAAAACUGCAUGACUCAGUAGACACCUCUGGGAUAUCUGGCUUGGUGCCACUCUGUUUUUCCAUCAUUCGGAAACCAUUUGGCCCGUCGCGUGCUAGCUCAGCGAGUGUUUGAUCUGGUAACCUGUUCCUCAACCAGUCCCUCCGAUAACCCACUUUGAA
This is a messenger RNA of Chiloscyllium plagiosum (whitespotted bambooshark), 2194 nucleotides long. NCBI's taxonomy places the organism in Eukaryota, Metazoa, Chordata, Chondrichthyes, Orectolobiformes, Hemiscylliidae. The record is from RefSeq and is a predicted model, not a curated record.